UUUAGCGGAAAUACACGAACCUGCAACGUUGCACCCGGGGGUAAUCGGGAACCUUCGGUAACUUUCGAGGAUACGGAAAAAGGGGCUGGGAACGUCGACCUCGUACUUUUAGGGUAGAAAAACCUCGAGGCAUCCACUACACCAUCCCCGUCGUCUUAUCACUACGACGCAACCCCUCGGGACUCCUCUUUGUGAAUGGGAUACGUGUCUUGGUUUUACGUUCCUUGUAACGUACUUAUAGGCUUCCCACCUACAACGACGUGUCCGUAAUAUUACAUGCUCAUCGAGAUAUGGACAGAGUUACUUUUGGCUCACACGAAAUCAACUACUGUCCAAGAGCAACUGCUGUAAUGCAUACACGUUGAUUGAAUAUAAACCGAUCAAUCAGUUGACGAAUGUCCACUGAUCGGUGGACAUUCAGUGCGUAAGCCCCGAGCUUCCAAUUCUAAUUUUUUCGUCCAUGAAACUCUACUUUGUCCCCGUUUUACCAGUGCUUGAGGAACUGGAACCCAAUUUCCUAGAAAUCUCGUUUAUAUUCACAAAAUUCAUGGAAUAACAAUCUUUGUUCACUUCCAACCUUUUUUCAUCAUACAUAUGUACAUGCACUCAUUGUUCUUGAACGAAACCUGUGCGAACCUUAAAUUUUUUCACGUUUCCACGAAAACCUUCAUCGUCGAACAGGUCUCGGCAUGUUGGAGCAAAAGCUCGUUAUCUAUCUCUCUCGUUCGAUCUCUCUCUAUACGUCGUUCUAUCUAUGAAUAGUGUGGUGCGUCGGUGUUGAUACCACGAGAAGGUACGAACAUUCGCGAAGGCCCCACCUCCGUUGGUGAAGAAAGGAGGGGGCGGCAUUGCAUCGUCCUCGACGGAGGUAGCGUCGCAAAGUGGAUGGAGAGGGAGUAGAAUACCGGUCGGGGGUGGGAUUGAGCAUAGCGAGCUGGGGUUUCAUUUUACUCGACGCAGCUUCAGUUGUAAAGAGGCAGUGGCGGUGACGAGGUCGGUUAGACAAAGGCGGGCGAUGAGACAACGGAUAGAAUUAAGGGUGGAUGGAUGGAAGUCGGGCGGGAGGGCGCGCGCGGUGACGAUGAUUAGGGUAUGCAUAUAAGCAUGCCCCCCGGAGGAUUACCAGGUUGUUAAUUGUUGCCAAUGCGGCUAGCUGGUGGCUGGCCUCUCGUUUUUUUGUCUACGUGAAAAGAGCGAGAACGAAGCCACCCACGUAAUAGGAAUAAAAAGAAUUGUUGAAUAAAGCGGGUGGUGGGGGUGGGUGGGGGGGGAUUUGGGGAUUCAUCUGUGUGGCGGUCGAUCGAGUUGUUGAAAAAGGAAGGAAAAAUAAAUGAACGAAUAAUACACCGUCUAUUGGGUAGUGGUGGAAGUUUUAGAUUCCCCAGUUAUUUAUAAGAUGGUCAAACGUGAACCGGGAAAAAGGUAGGAGGGCAAAAAAAGGAAGAGGUGAAGAUCAACGAAUGUAAAAUGCCGGCUGUAUUUUCGGCCAAUCUGUCGCUGUUGUAUCGUUGACUUGCCGAUUUUAUGCGGUCGCUGAGCUACGCAUUUUAUACUUACAGUCAUUUAAAAAACCGGAACUUCACGUCUGUAAAUCGUUGAUGGUUGGUAAUCAACAGUCGUCCUACAAAGUUUUAGGAGUUUGAACAGCAGAAUCAGAAACUUUAUUGGAUAAAUCGUCGACCCGUGAUUAUUAUUCGAUGUCGGAUUGACGGCGUUUAUAGAAAUCAUGUAGAAUUAUAAACUGUGACAUAUUCAAGGAUGGAUUAUACGCUGCUUCGAGGAGAAGCGCUACUGGGCAUAUCGACGCUUUAAGUGUUCGGUAUGGAAGACGAAAAUCUACCGGAACUAUAUUUCCGGUUUUUCAGUGACGAAAUACAGAUCACUAAAAGAACGCAACACUAAUCAAUGAAUAAAGUAUGUAAAGUAAUCUUAACAACAAUGGUGAAGAGAAAAUCCUUAAACUUGUACAGAAAUGAAGUAAAUCUGUAAAUAACUGUAAAUCGCAAUUUUUCAAGUAGCACACACUACAUUCAAUUUGCCAUAACAGUAAGUCUUGAUACAAUUAACAAGCUGUAAUAAAGAAUGUGACAAAAUUGAUCUCGAUGAGGAGAAAAAAUAAAAAGAGUAAUACAAGAAAAACUGAACGACUCUCUGAUACAUACGUCUCUGCAGGUCUGAAGGUGAAGUUUUAAAAUUAGUACGUCGAUGGCGUUGGAUGAAAUGUGCAAAAUCGUAUAAAUAUCGUCUAUUUUGGCUGGAUGUACGCCUAUUAAAUGCAUGUCCAAGUUAUUCUAAGAAAAUUGAACCGUAAGACUAGGAAAGGUAAAAACGAGCACAACCAGUGCCCACAUGCAACGGCAGUCGUCGUAACCCGGCGAUCCAUCAGAUUCUAAUCUUCUAUAAGUUGGUGGUUGGUGUCUAAAAUUUACCGCGUGCACUCUCCUCGACUAAUUUAUUCUUAAAGUUGAAACGGCAACUGCAGAACUGCUCGUCUGACAAGCGGUAGCGUGUUUGGUCCUAAUAUCUGUCAUCUUCGUUCUACCACCCGACGGUCGACACACAAUGGGUCUAGUUGCGUUCCAUUCCCAACUAACAAUAAGUCACUACUUUUUCAUCGGCCUGACGUAACUCCUUACAUCGUAACGAAAGCAGAAGUAAAACGAAACAAAAUAAAGCGAAACGUAACGGCACGCGGCACACAUCGGACUUAAGAAGUAGUUAAAUAUUUUGAUUACAUGAAUUGAUCACUUUUAACGAACGUUGUGCACCGCACAGAUACACAGAAUACUGAAUACACAAAAAUAUGAAGUAUAAUAAAAUGGAAUGAAAUAAAAUAACAAUCUUCGUCUAGGAAUAUAAAAUGACGUGUGAUAUGAUAUCCUAAGGUAAUUCCUUGUGCUGCAUUGGUAUAAAAUAGUGCGUGAAAAUUAUUACCUAAAUAUUCAAACUCCGAAAAAUGAUUUUGUCUUACCUAAUACAAUAAUUAACUACAAAAGCAAAAAAACAAAAAAAAAUGAGAAAAAAAUCGAUAAGCAAGAAACAAUAAUAAUAGAUUUAUCAAUUGAAAAAACAGAAAAAUUGUGGUGGCAGUAUAUUAAAGUAAAAUUAGUGAACUAUGCUGAAGUUUCUAACGCACAAACUACGAACUCAUUCGCUGAACGAGGAUCCGAAUCAGGAGAAGACCGACGAUGACCAUGACUCGGGAACGGAGUCGGACGAUGAGCUUCAGGUUGGCAGCGAAGAUCCUCCCAGCUUUAUGGAGAGCGUGGGGACUCCUGGACCUCCGGACAGUGCGGUACCUUCGGACACCGAUUUGGGUGCCCCCUGUAUACCAUCUAAAAUCGGAUUCGCGAAUCGUGAGGAUAUCGAGGACGUUGUUAACGACGAUGGAAUCGUAUCGCUGCAAGCUCAAACUCAGUCUCAGCAGUCUGGUCUUCAAAGUAAUCAGUUUCAGGCAACGAGUAGUAACGAUGGUUGUAUUACGGGUGCAGCUGUUGCUGCAUGUGGUAGUUCCGGUGUUUCGAAUACAGCAAGCCAAUCAAGGAGAGCUGAUCUCCUGUUACUGUUGAACUACAACGACCAACAUAGUUCCGAAGAGGAACUUGAGGUAAUCAACAGUCCCAGGACGAUAUCAAGCCAGUCGUGUAGGCCGGCUACAGCACCUGAAAAAAGAAAAUGGUCACAGGUCAGUUGUGGUUCGAAUCACGCGAGGAGUCCAUCGCAAACCCAACUGCAAUUAAUUCACCAUUCUCAAACAACUUCUGCGAUCGUUGGAGGUGCCACGUCAUCGGCACCGGCCAGUAGAGCAGGAAGAGAACCUGCAGGCUCCGGAUCCAGCGAUGAAGAGGUGCAGGGUCUCCUGGGUGAUUCCAUGUCACAGCCAGUGCAGUUUCGUACAUCGCCUCCGGUUGACGCGCAUAAGCCUGGUAGAUCUCUGUCCCCACCUCCAAAAUUGUUCCAUGCGUCAGUCAGAGAUCCUCGACCACCACGUCCCAGAUCACGUCCGAGGCCUCAUCCCCUUAUCGAUCACCUCGACGCGGAUCCGGACGCCCUCAGCGCAUGUAGUCCCAGAAAACGACAUCGACCACCGCAUCGUCUGCCGCGGCCGUGUCUCGAUUUUGAAAAAAUGCAGCAGUUGAAGGCGAGAGCGGUAACGGCGUGGAGACACAGCGGUGAACACGGUAGUGAGCUGUCGGUAUUUUGCUGGUGAAAUUGGCCAGGGGAAUCAAGAAGGGGCACCAUUUGGCCGCCUCCGUCCAUGCCAACCGACAACCGUCAGAUUAUAUUCUGCGGUCCCUGAGCUUUGAUCCUGCGGUUGCGUCCCAGGGUGUUAAAAGUUUCAAGGUAUCAAGGUUUCGCAAGGUUCCAAAGAUUCCAGGGUUGAAUGAAAAAGAACAAAGCGAAAGAUCGGGCCCUUCUCGUUCCCGGAAUCUAUGAUGACGUUACCUUACCUUUAUCCCGCAUGCGGGGCGCACGUAAGCCACCAAAAUAUAUGUAUAAAGGUCUCGCUUGUAAAAAAGAAAAAUCAAAUCUCAUGCAAACGGUUCAUCAAAUAUUAGACGAUCAUCCGAUAAAUAUUGGAUUUACAAGCCGCUGCUGAUUUUAGCGACGACUAGGUGCGCUCGCUUCUCAAAUGGGGGAGAAAAAAAAAAAAAUGAAACAAAAAAGUCAGCUAAGAGGAGAAACAUAGAAUAGAAAUGAAAAGAAGCGAAGAAAGACGAUUUGGGGUGGCGAAAAAACAAUGAGAGAAAAAGAAAAUGCGCAGAGAGUGAUUUGUUAGGAAUCUAAUGGAAAGGGGAAGAAAGAGAAAAGGAAAAAAACGACGAAUCGAUUAAAUCUCAAAAGCCAAGAUGAAAUUGAUCUAAAAAAUGCACCAAAAAAUGAAAAGGAGAAGCAGAAGAGAAAAAGAAUGAACAAAUAUUCAAAUUAACUAAAACUAUAAAUAAAUCUUGUAGGAAAGAAUGAUUUGGAAAAAAAAUUAAAAAAAAAAAAAACGAACAAAUAAAUUACAUGAAUUGAAAGAGGCACAUGGGGAUAAUGACAGACUUUUCUUUUGUAAUUUUUUACCUGGAAAGGAAGUAGCGUUAUAUUUAGCAUGCGGCGGAACGAAAAAUGAAAUAAUAUGAUAUUGAAAAAAAAAAAAAAAAAAUUGAAAAGUAGUAAACAGAAAAAAAAAGGAACUGCACGUAUGUUAUGCUAGAGAAGUGUGUGGGUAUAAAAGUCGUCGUGAAUCGUUGUGAAUCGUUGUGAAUCGUCAAUCGAAUGACGAUAAUUUUUUUAAAUUCAAUAAUUAAAAUGAAUAUUAUAAUGAAUUUAAUUAAGUGAAUUUAGCGUAUAUAUAUAUAUAUGAGUAUAUAUAUAUUAUUAUAACUAAAUAAAUAAUAAUGAAUUAUAUAAAAUAAGACACAUAGAAAAUGCAUAUAUCAUAAUGUACACAUAAAUGGACGAUAACAAAUUGAUUUAUGAGAGGAACAACUGAAAAUAGCGGCGAGGAAAAAGAGGCACAACAGAACAGAAAGAAAUAUAAUUAUUAUGUAUAAUUGAAAUAUAUGAAUCAUAUUAAUCGUACGAUUGCUACACCCAUAUAGUAGUAUAUAUGUAUGUAUAUAUAUAUUUAUAUAAAUAAAUGUAUUAACGUUAUUCUAAUGACGAAGGUACGAUCUAAGAUAUAAACAAUAAAACGUUACGAAAUACAUGCGUAAGUAAAUUUUUAGUAACUUUAGUACCGUCAGUUUCUAUAUACACAGAUAUAUGUAUAUAUAUAAAACAUACAUAUAUACAAUGAACAUCAUAGAGAGUAUUACAUAUUUCAACAAUUCUUAUAACCUACACUUGCUGCUACAGUUAAAAAAGAUAAAGAAAGAAGAGAGAUUGCGAGAAAGAGAGGGAGUAAGAAACGAGAGAAAGAAUCAACCCACCAGAAAGAAUGGAGAAAGAACCGAAUGAAAUUACAGCUACAGCCAUUGAUUUAAAAAAGAAAUAAUAAUCAUAACAACAAAAAAAACAACAAACAUAAAUAAUAAUAUUAAUAAUAACACUAAUCUAAUGAUAAUAAUAAUAACAA
Messenger RNA from Athalia rosae (coleseed sawfly), 6064 nucleotides. RefSeq lists its product as uncharacterized. Bases 3116 to 4210 code for a protein of 364 amino acids. NCBI's taxonomy places the organism in Eukaryota, Metazoa, Arthropoda, Insecta, Hymenoptera, Athaliidae. The record is from RefSeq and is a predicted model, not a curated record. The transcript is spliced from 5 exons.